Cricetulus griseus (Chinese hamster) is the source of this 1557-nucleotide messenger RNA. The record is from RefSeq and is a predicted model, not a curated record. Lineage: Eukaryota; Metazoa; Chordata; Mammalia; Rodentia; Cricetidae.
AUGAAUUACAGUCCAGUGCUUCGGUCCCUGGCCCAAAGGAAGCCCACCAUGAAAGUGGAGGAGUGCCUGUGGAGGGGUCUGCAGGAAUGGCAGUAUACAAGCAACUAUGACCGGAUGAUCUUCUUUGAGAUGGCUGAAAAGUUUACAGAAUUUGAGAGUUCAGAAGAGAAGGAGAAUUCAAGGCUGGAGAUGAUGAGAAGUAUCAAGUGCCAAGUUCUUGCAACUGCAAAGCAAGAUGCUCCAAGGCCCCCAGCUCCUGAGGUGUUUGAGGAACCAGCAUGCAACUCCAUGAAGAUUGGUUCCAAGACUGACCCUGCACGCCUCCCAGUAUUCAGACACAGGCAAUUACAAAAGACUGAGGCACCCAUGGAAAUUCUACCUGAAGCCGUGCAGGAGUACAUAGAUAUUAUGGACUGGCUAGAGAGGCUUCCAUAGUCAUACACAGGAGAGCCCACAGAAAAAGAGGAAGAAGAGAACAGUGAGCCAGAGCAGGAGGAAGAUGACUUCUACUCAGAUGCAGGAGUCCUGUGCUACAUUGAUGAGCUGUGCUCCCAGAAACACUUUGUUGACCAAGUGGAGGACAUAAUAAACCCCCAAUUUGUGGCAGAAAUCCUAUCUUCCAAGCCAGAGAUGGAUAUACUGUCUCUAAUGAAGGAGCUAGAGUACGAGGAAGAAUUCACCUGGGAUGAGUCUUAUAUGCAGCUGGUGGAAGAGCACUGCCUGGCUUUGAAGAAGAAAGGCUGUAAGAGGGCACCUCUGAACCCUGGUGACCCUCAGAUACUUUCCAAUGCUUCUGUACCAACUGUCUGUCAAGGUGCAAAGAGAGAAAGCCAUAGUACCCAAAGAGGGACCAGUGAACAAAAAAGUUCCUCACCGGUGACUUCUUUAGAUCAUCAGUGUCCUGGAGCUACCAAUGCCGAAAUAUGGGUGCCUAGGCCUAAUGUCUUCCCAAGUAGUCAGUGUUUACUCUCACUGGGAGACACCGGGUCCACUGUUAUUCCCUAUGGCAGAGGAGCCCAUCCACAAAUCCCAGGGUCCAGAUGUGCAAUGAGCUUCAGAGGAGUUUGUGCUAUGGAGGAGUUCCAGGAGGCACUGGGCAGAACCAUUGAGGACAGAGAGCUCCCCAGCUUGUCCUUCCUCCUGUGUUCCCACUACAUGCUGGUGCGUUGGAAACUGUCUGGCUAUUUGUGCCCCUAUACAGGUCUCUCUGACUCUGAUAGUAUCCCUAAAACCUUAUCUCCAAAGAUGAGGGACCUCAGUCCUGAUACAUCUUCAAAUGACAAGUCAGAGCAGCCAGCUAUCAUUGGAGGCUUGAAUCCUAUGGCUAAGAGGUCCAACUCAGGGCUUGGUCAUGGGAUAUUUGAAGGGUCACUCUCAGCCCUGGGGCUUGCUCACUCUUCGCAGGCACAGAAGAAGUUUGAAUCACUAAGCACCCGGAAGAGGAAGUGGAAGAAGUGGCACUGUGCCACCUGUGGGAUAUCCCCUCAAAGCAGGCAGAGUUUAACUCUAUCUCCACCCUGCACCCUCAUACCAAAAAUGAAAAAGAAAACACACUGA